Molecule: messenger RNA, 1464 nt
Organism: Pyricularia pennisetigena
Lineage: Eukaryota; Fungi; Ascomycota; Sordariomycetes; Magnaporthales; Pyriculariaceae
Exons: 1
Coding region: 1-1464 (487 amino acids)
Source: RefSeq, a predicted model, not a curated record
AUGGAAGCUAAGCAGCCACCACCAAAGCCAAAGAUCCUUUAUGCGGUGCCCCCGCGCGAGGGACACAUGCGGCCGGCCCUGCAAAUCAGCGCCCACUUGAUCGAGCGCGGAUACAAUGUCACGAUGCUCGGGACGGAUCGCUGGCGGGAUGCCAUCGAGGCCGUCGGUGCCAUUUACAGCCCCUGCAUUGGCCUGUGGGCUAUCGCGCUCGACGACCCGUCCUGGUGGCCUACCAUCGUGUCGGCGCCGACUUCGGCCGCGAGGAACGCCGCAUCGCUGGAUGAGGGCUUCACCACGCUGCUUCCCAGCGGGUUCCAGUCUGUAUGUACGGCGCUCACCGGCAUCAUGGGGAGAGACUGGGCAACGGAAAGGAUUGUAGUCCUUUCGGACACUUGCUUCUCGGGGACCUUGCCACUCAAGCUCAAGACGCACCUCCCGCCGGCAUGUGGGCUGGAAAAGGUCAAGAUCAAGACGAUCGGUAUCGGAGUGGUUCCUGUGUAUUGGGCAGCGCCUGAGCGACCACCGUGGGGAUCGGGUCUUCCUUACGACGACAGCGAAGAGGGCAAAACCCGAACGCUGCAGGCUCACAAGGAUGCAUGGGACCAGGCAGCGGAGGACAGGGCACGUAAAUGUCUCACCAUGAUGGCGUGCGCAGAGAAGGUGGACACGCUCCUGGAGCCGUUCGACGACCCUGCAACAGGGCUGAGGCAUCCAUUCUGGGACGCAUCGACUGUAUGCCACGACGUGACGUUGCAGAUGGGACUUCGCGGGCUCGAGUUCCCCACGCCCUCGUGGCCUGCACACCUCAAGUUCGCGGGCCCGCUGCCGCCCAAGGCACUACCGAGCGGGCUCAAGUACCCGGCGUGGUGGGACGAGGUCGUGUUCCAAAACAGCGCGGCCUACUCAAUCGGCCACGAGGACGGGCGCAAGAAAGUCGUCUUUGUGGCGCAGGGAACCGAGGUGCUGGACCACAACGAGCUGAUCGUGCCGACGGUGCAGGCGCUGUCGGGACGCGACGACGUCGUGGUGAUUGUGGUGCUGUGCGUCAAGGGCGCGACGCUGGACGCGGGCGCCUUUGCCGACCAGAAGCUGCCGGCAAACUGUCGCGUGCUCGACUAUUUCCCCUACGACGCCAUCCUCCCGCACGCCGAUGUUUUCCUGUCGAGCAGCGGAUACGGCGGAUUGACGCACGCGGUGGCGCACGCGGUGCCGCUGGUGCAGACCGGUCGAUUUUUUGACAAGCCCGACAUUGGAAGACGCGUCGAGUGGUCUGGGAUGGGUGUUUAUCUGGCAGACCCGACGGGGGCGGCGCCGCCAAGCGCGGUUGAGGUCGGAGAAGCCGUGGACAAGGUGUUGGCGGACCCGAGGUUCAGGCGGCGUGCUGGGGAAUUGCGGGACGAAGCGCUCAGGUCAGAUCCAUUGGCUUCAGUGGAGAGCGAGAUUGCGGGAUUGAGCUGGAAUUGA